AUGAAUAUCGCAAUUUUAGGCACUAUAAUCAUUCUCAUAAGCAGAUCGGGUUGCUCCUUCGUCAAAAAUGACAACGCUUUGCAAGUAAAAGCCGAACGUGGAAUAUUCCUUAGAAAAUUGCAAAGUUCUAUUCGUAGUAGUCCAGAAGAAGGUGUACAGUCCCUAACAUGGAGUGAAAUUUUAGCCGACGUGUUGGUGAAGAGAAUUUUAUUUCAAAAACCUUAUGUAGUGAAUGAAACUCAACAAAUUUUUAGUAGCAUAUUUGAAGACGUGACGAUUACAACUACAAGUGAAAGUAGUACAACAUAUUAUAUUGACAUUCAACUAAAUGAAGCCGAAAGACCUAAGGAUCCAAAGGAAGAUUUUGAAAUCAUAACUAUUAAUCCAGAUGUUGAAAUUAUUGAGCCAGAAUAUCAUGGAAAACUUUGUAAGGGCUGCAAGGAAGGCAAUAAUGAACAAAAUGAUUACAAAAUCGUCAAAGAAGACUGUCCAAUAGGUCUAAAGAGAGACGCCAAGGGAAACUGCGAGGAUCCAAAAUCUUCAAAUUUUAUUUUAUCUGUACCGUAUCAGUGUCCAAUUGGUUACAGAGCGGAUUGGUUUGGAUAUUGUCGUAUGAGUUUCUAA
Messenger RNA from Parnassius mnemosyne (clouded apollo), 624 nucleotides. The record is from the annotation of a GenBank genome assembly. NCBI's taxonomy places the organism in Eukaryota, Metazoa, Arthropoda, Insecta, Lepidoptera, Papilionidae.